This is a messenger RNA of Osmia bicornis bicornis, 1362 nucleotides long. RefSeq lists its product as uncharacterized. The transcript is spliced from 5 exons. The record is from RefSeq and is a predicted model, not a curated record. The coding region runs from base 253 to 1293 and encodes 346 amino acids. Gene Ontology annotation, molecular function: hydrolase activity, hydrolyzing N-glycosyl compounds. NCBI's taxonomy places the organism in Eukaryota, Metazoa, Arthropoda, Insecta, Hymenoptera, Megachilidae.
GACAUGUGGAAUGCAAAACUUCCUGGUCUGUCGACUUCUCUAUUUGGUAUGUGCCAAACACCCUGAGGAGAUAAGGAACACAAUAACGAAUUAAGAUAGGCAAUUUGUACUGAAAUAAAGUUUAGAUAAAUAAGAUAACAAACUCUAUAGUUCCUAAAGAUUAAAUAAAUUCAUAAAAGUUCAUACAUUCCUGUCAUUUCCUGUUCUUUGAAUUUUCUGCAGGUGAAGUUCUCUACCUUUACAUGAUUUCUCAUGGCAGUGACAAUGAAAGUUUGUACACUGAUUGUGACAAUUUCUUUGGUGCUAUGCGCCAUCAGUAUAUACUUCAUCAUAAAAGAGAUUGCUAUUAAAACUUUCACAAGGUCUACCAGCGCUGUGGAGAAACUUAUAAUAAAUACUGAUGCUGGAGCAGAUGAUGCAAUGGCUAUACUUUUGACCCUUCAGUCUGAAUCCGAUGGGUUCAAGGUUUUGGCAAUCACUUGUUCAUAUGGAAACACGUAUCUGGAUAAUGUUGUUAAUAAUGUACUUAAAACUUUGACAAUUGCUAACAGAACCGAUAUACCCGUGUAUAUAGGAGCAGACAGACCAUUGAUACACGUAUACAGCCCUAGUAAAUAUUUUGGUUCUGAUGGAUUUGGAGAUUUCAAUUUAAGUAAAGAAAUAACAGCUGAACCAGAUGACAGUAAACAUGCAGCUAUAGCACUGAUAGACUUAGUAAAGCAACAUCCAGGAGAAAUAACUUUACUGAGUAUUGCUCCUUUAACAAAUAUUGCUACAGCGAUGACACUGGAGCCUGAAUUUUUAAAAUAUUUAAAGAAUCAUGUCAUAUUAGGUGGUAGUGUUUCUGGCAUUGGCAAUGUUCUACCUAAUAUUGAGUUCAACUUCUAUCAAGAUCCAGAAAGCAAUUACAUAACUCUGAAUCGCACUAAGACAAGUGUUCUGCUCCCAUGGGAUACAGGUGUACAUAGCAGUAUAUCUUUGGACUGGAGAAACAAUGUGUUAGGAAAAGUUAAUUCAACGAUUAUGAAUUUCUUGAAUAAAGCAGAACGAUCAAGUUUAGCAAAAGUCGAAUCAUGGAUUUCUUCGGAUACAAUGGCUGCUGCAGUUCUGCUGCGACCAGAAAUUGCCACCAAAACAAUUGUAACGAAUGUGGAUCCUGUACUAGAUGGAACCGCAAGAGGUUCGGUACUUGCGGAUUUUACUAAUUUGACUGGCAGACCAGAGAACACAAGAAUUAUACUAUCAUUCGAUGUGACAGCUUUCAAAGAACUAUUAUUGAAGAAAUUAUCUUGAGCUAAUUAAGUAUUGGCUAAAUCAAUGUAUAUAUGUACAUUAAAAAAUAUAAUAUAGAUGUCCCAGAAA